AUGGAGAACGUCGCUAAUGCAAACGUUAACGUUGGCAACAAUAUUGCUGUCACUGAGGUGGAACUACCAAGGCAAUUUCUUCACUGUUCCAGGACGCACCUGGUUGUACUAAUAUCAAGAAUGCUAUAUUCACUAAUUCAAUUGAAUGACUCUAAGCUGGACAGUUCACAACCGUUAAAAUUAACUAGGUUUCAUUCUCGUGUCCCCCCUUCCAUAUCCGUAUACGACUACUUGAUAAGACUUACGAAGUACUCUUCUCUGGAGCAUUGCGUGCUUUUAGCAUCCGUGUAUUAUAUUGAUCUUCUUUCUAGUGUAUUUCCAGAAUUCACGCUGGAUAGCUUGACUAUUCACAGGUUUCUUAUCACAGCGACAACUGUGGCAAGCAAAGGAUUAUGUGAUUCUUUUUGCACGAAUACACAUUACGCCAAAGUUGGGGGUGUUCAAUGUAGUGAACUAAAUGUCCUAGAGAACGAAUUUCUAACUAAAGUCAACUAUAGGAUACUCCCAAGAGCUGGGAACAACAAUCGAUGCAUCUUGGAACGUCAAGAACGAAUAUUUUCAUAUUCCAAUAUUCCGAAUGUUGAAAGUUUGGAAAAAAAGACAGAUAAUAGUUUCAAUGUACUUGAAGACUAUUACCAUCGCAUGGUACAUUUAAUUGGGAAUUACAAUUCAUCCCCAGACAAAACCUGCUCUAUUUCAUUUUCCUUAGAACCUUCCAAAAUUUGCACAUUAUACUCUCCAGUUGGAGAUUUUAGGGGUUCUGACCAUGAAAGCGCAGAGGAUAAUGAAAAGAUCGAAGAUAAAGCUAUUGUAAGAACAGAGUUGAUUAAUGCAGUAAACGAUAGCGAGUUAAGCACUGUACAAACAGAUAGAGCAAUACAACAGUCAGCACCUGAUUCGAUUGAAUCACGCCCAACUUUGUCCCCUCAAUCUAAUAGGAAGAGGCAAUAUUCUGAAUCGAAUAUGUGCACUAAGUCAUCAAUAAGUAAAAAACAUUCCAAUACUAAAAGCAUACACGACUCUCCAAAAGAGAUUGUGUAA
Eremothecium sinecaudum is the source of this 1041-nucleotide messenger RNA. It is a transcript of the gene PHO80, whose product is annotated as Pho80p. Gene Ontology annotation, biological process: regulation of cyclin-dependent protein serine/threonine kinase activity. The record is from RefSeq and is a predicted model, not a curated record. The transcript has a single exon. Gene Ontology annotation, molecular function: cyclin-dependent protein serine/threonine kinase regulator activity; protein kinase binding. Gene Ontology annotation, cellular component: cyclin-dependent protein kinase holoenzyme complex; nucleus. Bases 1 to 1041 code for a protein of 346 amino acids. NCBI's taxonomy places the organism in Eukaryota, Fungi, Ascomycota, Saccharomycetes, Saccharomycetales, Saccharomycetaceae.